AGUACCUCUCCACGAAGACAUCUCGUCAUCUUUUGGCCUUUCUGCAAAAUCCCUCUUUAUACUUAUCCAUUUCUCACAUCGGGUUUCAUCGCCAGGCGUUAGGGCUGUACAAAAAAGGGGGCAAAUCGAAAAUCGAAGAAAACCCACCAAGUGUUUGAGGAAAUGUUCAGAAGAAACAACAAAGGACAGGAUUGGUUUCAUCACUAGAUUAUUCAAUCUUCAAUUUUUGGUUGAAUCAGAGCUGAUUUGUGUAAGUAUAGAUAAUUUUUGGGUGUUUGUGAUUGGGGUAAUUUAGAGAGGAGUAAAUUGGUUGGGAAGGAUGCGAGGACGAUGUGGAAGGAGAUCGGAGACAGAGAAUUUGGCAAGCUUCGCCCUAAUUUAUUCAGCAAUCGUAUUAAGUCGGCUAGAAUCGCUUCUAUUCAACUCUCCAACUACAAAGAUAUCAUUUCUCCUCACCGUGGCUCCGUCAACUCCCUUCAGGUUGAUUUGACAGAGGGACGAUAUCUGUUAUCCUCUGCUUCGGAUGCAUCAGUUGCUGUUUAUGAUGUCCAACGUGCAACUGAUUACGAUGAAAGUGGUCUGAUUGCAAAGCACAAACACAUACUUUUGGUUGACAAGCAACAUGAGCAGGGCCACAAAUAUGCCAUUUCCACAGCCAACUGGUAUCCGAUUGACACGGGACUUUUUAUUACAGGCUCUUAUGAUCAUUACGUUAAUGUCUGGGAUACUAACACAACACAGGUGGUAGUUAAUUUCAAAAUGCCUGGAAAAGUGUACAAGACUGCCAUGUCUCCGGUGGCAACAUCACACAUGUUAAUUGCUGCUGGAACUGAAGAUGUUCAAGUUCGUCUUUGUGAUAUUUCUUCGGGUGCAUUUGCUCACACAUUAUCUGGCCAUCGUGAUGGAGUAAUGUCGGUUGAAUGGUCUGCUUCUAGUGAGUGGGUUUUGGUAACAGGGGGAUGCGAUGGCGCCAUUCGCUUUUGGGACAUCAGGCGUGCAGGAUGUUUUCGUGUUUUGGAUCAGUCUCAUACUCAGCUUGGAAGACGCCCAUCUCUUCUUACACGAUCCACUGCAAACAAGGGUUCCACACUGAAACCAUCUUCUGGAGGCCCAAAUUCAUCUGCAAAAGGCCGUCCAUCUCAGAAAAAAAUGGGAAAUGGCGUGAGUAUCAAACACUCUGCAAUUGCUAGACAAGUGAGGGGGUCUGGGAAGCAGCGACUGCAUCCAGGGAUGCUCUCUAGUCAAGAUAGAGCCACUGCGCAUUAUGGUGCUGUCAAUGGAUUAAAAAUGACCAAUGAUGGAAUGUAUCUCCUUAGUGCAGGUUCUGAUUCAAGGUUAAGGUUAUGGGAUAUUGAAUCUGGUUGCAAUACACUUGUGAACUUUGAAACAUCACGACUCCAGGCCACAAAAGCUACACAGUUAGCCAUAUCUCAUGAUUCAACACUUGUAUUUGUGCCAUGCAUGUCAGCUACUAAGGCAUUUGAUUUGUGGUCAGGCAAAACGAUGAUGGAUUUACGUGGCCACUAUGAAAAUGUGAACUGUUGUCUGUACAAUUCACUGGACCAGGAACUAUUCACGGGUGGUAAUGACCGGAAAAUUCUUGUGUGGUCUCCAAGUAGAACCACUACCGAGGAAUUGGAAGGGAGGGAAGGACAAUCUUUUGCGAUCGACCAAGAUAAUUGGAGUGAUUGAGUAGCUCACGAAAUUUUAGAGGUUCCAUGUCAAGUUCAACUUUUAGUUUUCUUCA
Solanum verrucosum is the source of this 1747-nucleotide messenger RNA. RefSeq names its product WD repeat-containing protein ATCSA-1-like. The transcript has 9 exons. Gene Ontology annotation, cellular component: Cul4A-RING E3 ubiquitin ligase complex; nucleotide-excision repair complex. Gene Ontology annotation, molecular function: protein binding. Lineage: Eukaryota; Viridiplantae; Streptophyta; Magnoliopsida; Solanales; Solanaceae. The record is from RefSeq and is a predicted model, not a curated record. Gene Ontology annotation, biological process: transcription-coupled nucleotide-excision repair; proteasome-mediated ubiquitin-dependent protein catabolic process; protein polyubiquitination. The coding region runs from base 331 to 1692 and encodes 453 amino acids.